Fusarium keratoplasticum is the source of this 504-nucleotide messenger RNA. RefSeq lists its product as uncharacterized. The transcript is spliced from 2 exons. The record is from RefSeq and is a predicted model, not a curated record. NCBI's taxonomy places the organism in Eukaryota, Fungi, Ascomycota, Sordariomycetes, Hypocreales, Nectriaceae. Bases 28 to 504 code for a protein of 158 amino acids.
AUCAUCUCAACAUAUUCUUCCAGCACAAUGGAACAACGCAAGCAUAUUCCAAGAUCCUUCCUCCCUUUGGUCUCAACGACUCUCAACGUUGGCCUUGCUCUUGGCGGUUAUGUCACCACAACCGCGUUCAGCGACCCAAACUACAGCGGCCCAGCCAUCGCAGCCUGGUUCAAAGACUUUUUCAUGCCAGGCUUCAUCUCUGUGACGACAAUUGGUGCGCUCACUUUCGGAGGUGGUAUCUGGUCAUUCUGGUCCCAUCGAAGUCGUAAGGAUCAGCCAAGAUCUAAGGCUGUUUCCUGGUGGUCGUUGGCUGGCCUUGGGUUCACUGUUGUUCAUUUCACCUUUGGAAAUCAGGUUCUUUCAAUCAUGGAUAGCAUCUUGUCCAACCCCGAUCAGGCGCAACCUCACAUGGCCCGAUGGAUUAGCCUGCACAUUACGAGGACUUUGGUUGCAGACGUUCCUGCGUGGUUUUGCUAUAUUGCCGCAUUGUUGUAUGAGAUUUAG